GAAUGUAAAUUGAAUUGAUUUGAAUUUAAGAUUUAGUAGUAAGAAGAAAGAAAGAGAGAUCGAAAAACCCUAGUGGAGUGGGGGAGAGUAUCGAAGGAGUAAAGGCAUGACGAUCCAUUCGAUAGUGAUACAGAAGCUGCUGAGCACGAAUGCGCAGGUGGGUCGACGAGUUGUUGCUCACCAUUUCAAGGGCUACACCUAUGGCUUCCGCAACAGAAUGGCCAUCAUCGACUCCGACAAAACCCUCAUUUGCAUGCGCAGCGCCUUCAACUUCAUCGCCUCCCUUGCCCGCCACAACGCCCGCUUCAUGUUCAUCAACACCAACCCUCUCUUCGACGACAUCUUCAACCUCAUGACCAAGAAGGUUGGCUCCUACUCCUCCUCCACCAGCUCCCUCUGGCGCACCGGCGGCUUCCUCACCAACAGCUACAGCCCCAAGAAGUUCCGCUCCCGCAACAAGAAGCUCGUCUUCGGUCCCACCCAGUCCCCCGAUUGCAUCGUCAUUGUCGACACCGACCGCAAGUCUAGCGUUAUCAACGAGGCUUUCAAGCUUCAAAUUCCCGUUGUUGCAUUGGUCGACUCCGCCAUGCCCACCGAUGUCUACAACCGCAUUGCUUAUCCUGUUCCCGCCAACGAUUCUGUUCAAUUUGUUUAUCUGUUCUGUAAUUUGAUUACCAAAACACUGCUUCAUGAGAAGAGCAAGGCUGCUGCUGCUGCGGCCGAUUCUCGAGAAGAAGCUCUGCGCAAGGGCAAGAGCAAGAGCAAGAGCAUGAGCGAUUUGGAUAAGGUCGACAUAACCGUAGUUCCCUAUGCUAGUUUAGCUCCCUUACCCGAAGAUACAGAGGAAACUAAGAAGCUUUUGGACAAGUUUGUUGUUUUAAAGUUCAAUGGUGCCCAAGGAAGAAAUAUGGAUCUUGAUGGUCCCAAAUGUGCAAUUAAUGUUAGUGAUGGACAGACGUUCCUGGACAUGAUCAUUAACCAGAUUGAGAUGCUCAACUCCAAGUAUGGAUGCAGGGUUCCUUUGCUGCUUUUCGACAAAAAUGAUAUUGGGGAUCAUAAACUAAAGGUUUUGGAGAAGUAUUCGAAAUCAAGUGUUGAAGUGCACACAUUGAAGCCGGGUGAAAGUGGAGAAUUGAAAUUAUCGGGUGAACAUUCCAGUAAGGAGGAAAUGCAUCCAUUUGAUGAUGUGGAGGUGUUCCGUUCACUCAUGACUGGUGGAACCCUUGAUUCGUUAUUGUCACAGGGUAAAGAGUAUAUCCUAGUGUUGAAGUCAGACAAUGUGGCAACAAUUGUUGAUCCAAAUAUACUAAAUCAUUUGAUGAUAAAUGAUAUUGAAUAUUGCAUGGAGGUGACACCAAACCAAUCAUUUAACUUAAUCUUAACUGCAAUGAAAUUUAAGCUUGGGGAGAUUGCCCGAAACCAAGAUAAAAAUUUGAAGAACAAUUUCAAACUCAUCGAUACAACAAACAUGUGGGUGAGUUUAAGAGCCAUCAAGAGAUUUGUUGAUGCUGAUGAACUAAAGCAGGAGAAGCCCUCAGUUUUUAAGUUCUUUGGCAAUGUAAUUGGUGUGUCCGUGCCCGAAUCUCGGUUUUUUCCAUUGGAUGUAACAUCAGAUCUAUUACUUCUCCAGUCGGAUCUAUACACUUGUAGAGAAGGUGUUUUAACUCGCAAUCCAGCUAGAACUAAUCAUUCAAAUCCUGUGAUAGACUUGGGACCUGAAUUUGAAAAGAUUAGUGACUUCCAAAGUCGUUUCAAAUCCAUUCCAAGCAUCAUUGAGCUGGAUAGUUUGAGGGUGAGAGGUGAUGUGUGGUUUGGAGCUAAUAUUACUUUGAAGGGGCGAGUGACUAUUUCUACAAAACCUGACUUGAAAUUGGAAAUUCCAGAUGGGGUGACGAUUGAGAAUAAGGAGAUCAACGACCUUGCAGAUAUCUGAGGAUGAAUGAACGGUUUGUGGAAGUUCUAGGGAUUUGGUUCUGGUGAAUACAUCAUGACUGCUGAACUUUAAUUUGCAGUGCUGAACAAUUUAAUUUGUCAUAUUAGCAGCCACCAACCAGCCAUCUUUUAGGUUUUCUGCAGAACAUAGUUCCUUACACUUUUUUUUUUUCAAGUGGCACGAUAGUGGUGAGAUAAUUUACUCAUCUAUCUAUUCAUUCUAAAACUUUUAGGGUAAGGCUUGGUACAGUCCCAGCUGAGGGCAGAACACGAAAUAGGAAUGGUUUCAGUUUUGCUGGUCUUCUGCCUUUAUACUAUUAGAAUCACACCAAUUGUUUAUUGUACCAAUGAGUUGGAGCGUACAGACAGAGCAGACAUUUUUGUCCUACUCCAAAAAUUCUUGACUUGCUUUAA
This is a messenger RNA of Vigna radiata var. radiata (mung bean), 2346 nucleotides long. Its product is annotated as UTP--glucose-1-phosphate uridylyltransferase. Gene Ontology annotation, cellular component: cytoplasm; ribosome. Gene Ontology annotation, molecular function: structural constituent of ribosome; UTP:glucose-1-phosphate uridylyltransferase activity. The record is from RefSeq and is a predicted model, not a curated record. The transcript is spliced from 19 exons. Lineage: Eukaryota; Viridiplantae; Streptophyta; Magnoliopsida; Fabales; Fabaceae. Gene Ontology annotation, biological process: translation; glycogen metabolic process; UDP-alpha-D-glucose metabolic process. Bases 107 to 1933 code for a protein of 608 amino acids.